Molecule: messenger RNA, 2650 nt
Organism: Spinacia oleracea (spinach)
Lineage: Eukaryota; Viridiplantae; Streptophyta; Magnoliopsida; Caryophyllales; Amaranthaceae
Product: cytochrome P450 72A397
Exons: 7
Coding region: 298-2049 (583 amino acids)
Molecular function (GO): iron ion binding; monooxygenase activity; heme binding
Source: RefSeq, a predicted model, not a curated record
UUUUGAUUUCCUCUUAUUACUAUUACCGAUGUGAUUGUGCGCGUUUGUCAUGAGGCCUAAUAAAAUUUCCAGCUAACUCUAUACUACGAAGUACAACUUUUUAUACUCCUCGCUCCUCGGCUCCUCGCAAAAUCUUCUUCGUACUUCCAAGUUCCAAGUUCCAAGUCAAAGUUCGUAGAAAAUCAAAUAAAAAUCCCACCAAUAAUUCACAACUUUUCCCGUUCCCCCCAUUAAAAUCAAAUCAAACCCUAACCCCCCAAAUCAAUCAACCUCUAAUCACUGAAUGCCAGGACGAAGAUGACGACGCCCUGCGACUCUCGAUUCUCUCUCCUCCUUACUUUCAUCUCUCAUCGUCUCUAUCAAUCGUCUGAAUCAUCCAUUUCUUGCGAUGAUUCUAACCAAAUUUUGAGAGAUUAUGCAAUUCGAGAGAUUAAUCUAUUGCUUUGGCUUUCAUUUAUCGGAAUUACGGUUCUUUUGCUGAGGAAAUUGAUCGUUCUUUUCAAAUUAUGGUCUCAUGGUAGUCGUAUUCCUGGUCCACCUUCUCCUUCCUUUUAUGGUCACUCUGUGCUCUUUACUGGCACCAAUCCUCAUGAGAAUCUUUCUGAACUCUUGGAUAAGUCACAUAAGAAGUAUGGAUCAAUCAUAAAGCUAUGGCUAAGUCCUACGCAGCUUCUAGUGUCUGUAAAGGAUCCUUUGGUUAUUAAUGAAUUGCUUCUCAAGGCUGCUGAUAAAUUACCUUUGAUAGGGAGAGUGUACCGGCUGGCCUUUGGGCAGUCAAGCUUCUUUGUCUCUUCAUUUGAAAAGGUCAAAAGAAAAAGGGAGGUGUUGGCAAUGGAGUUAAAUGGGAAGUUACUUGAGAAAGCAAAUGCAAUGACUGAUAGAGCUGUACAUUCUGUAAUGGAAAGAAUAUGCGAAACCAUGGGCAAGGGAGCCCUUGAUUGUGAAAUGUUCUCCCAACACAUGGCUUUCUCCAUCCUAGGAGCCACAUUUUUUGGUGAUGCUUUUUUUGCCUGGUCCAAAGCUAAUGCUUAUGAGGAGCUUCUUAUGAGGAUUGCAAAAGAUGCUAGUUUUUGGGCAUCAUAUAAUGUCCCUCCAUUCUGGAAACAAGGUUACUGGAAGUAUCAACAUUUGUGCACAAAGCUGAAAGCCUUGACUCAAGAUAUUGUUCAGCAGUGCCAGAUGAACUACAAACUGUUGUGUCAACCCAACUGCCAGAACAAUCCUAAAAUGAAAGAAGAGGACGCUGCAUCUGGUGCAACUUUUUCUAUUGGUGUUGCAAAGCUUGAGAGUUCAAGCUCGCCAGAGUCCUGUUGUCAUCUGAAUCAACGGGAAGACCCAAAUGGAAAUGUCAUGGGAAUGAUGUUUCAUGGGUGCCUAACCACUGCUGGUCUGAUUGGUAAUGUCCUAGCCAGGCUUUCAAUGCAUCCUGAAAUACAGGAAAAGAUAUAUUCAGAGGUAAUUACAGUUAGAAAACAAUUUGAUAAGCUAAAUAAGCAAGAUGUCAGUAAGAUGCACCUCUUAUUGGCUACUUUGUACGAAUCUGCUCGCCUCCUCCCUGCUGGACCUCUGCUCCAGAGAUGUUCUUUGGGACAAGACUUGGAUCUUGAAAAUGGGUUGCACAUUCCUGCUGGAGCUCUGCUUGUGGCCCCCAUACAAUUGGUUCAGAUGGAUGAAUUUAACUGGGGAAGUGAUGCUGCUCAGUUCAAUCCAUACCGCUUUUUGUCAAAGUCUGAAAAGAGAUCUGAGCUUAGCAGAAGCUCCGAAGCUACAGAUGCUGCUGAAGCGCCUCCAGAUGCAGGAGAGGAUCCUUACAUCCUAAGAGAUCCAUAUAAGAAUGUUGCAUUUCUUCCAUUUGGUUCUGGUUUACGUGCAUGUGUUGGCCAGAGGUUUGCCAUUCUAGGAAUCGCAUCUAUAUUUGCAUCACUGCUUGAACAGUAUGAGGUUAAACUCCUACCUAGAUCUUUUAUUGAGCCAAAGCCAGUAAUGACCAAUUGUGUUCUUCAACUUGGUCCGAGUCCAAAGAUAGUUUUUGUCAGACGUAAUGCCUGAUUGUACCUCUGCUGUGCGUGCAGUCUUCUGUUCAAAUUGUACACUAGUUUGUUGUGAUGUGAUAAAAGGAUGACGUCUCUGUUUUCCAAAGUUGUAUGGGAGAUGCUUUUUCUUGCUUGCUCAGCUAUCAAAGGAGAGAUGAUACAUGAGCACAAUACGGCUGCUCGUGUUUUUUUUUCUUCCUGCAUUUUUCGUUGGCCUGAAGUGCUGGUUUGUUUGCCACAAUUUUAGACAGGUUUUGAAGCACUUUGGCCUAUCCCUGCAGUGAGCUCUGUGAUUUUCCUCCCUACCUUUGGUUUUGUAUAUGGAUUUUGUAUUUGGUUCGUUUCUUUUUCUCCGUAAGGAGUUUAUGUUGUAAUAUCAUGUAAUCCAGAUGUAAAAAAGCAGCAUUACUCAGGCUACGAUUCAGUAUUUAGUUAGAUAUGCCUUAUGGGAUCUGGGUAGAUACGUUGCAAACUUGCAGUUCUAUCUGCCAUCAGUUCAAAACUUGGCCACUUUUCUGUAGCAUAUAUAUAUGCUCUUCUAAAGUAAAGAUGUAAGAUAUUAUUGGUGAAUGGUGAAAACUUAUAUAUUUCAAGUGUUGAUAACUGAUUUCUCAUGA